This is a messenger RNA of Anopheles moucheti, 1307 nucleotides long. It is a transcript of the gene Prp38, whose product is annotated as pre-mRNA-splicing factor 38. The record is from RefSeq and is a predicted model, not a curated record. NCBI's taxonomy places the organism in Eukaryota, Metazoa, Arthropoda, Insecta, Diptera, Culicidae. The coding region runs from base 207 to 1250 and encodes 347 amino acids. The transcript is spliced from 3 exons. Gene Ontology annotation, cellular component: precatalytic spliceosome.
UGGUUGGUGCAGCGUCGGCGGAGGGCAAAAAUUGUUUUGUUAAAUGAAUAGUUUGCAAGAAUUUGUAAAUGAAAACUAUUCAUGACCGAUUAUCAAACAGCAUCAGUGAAUGUUUCGACUAACGCGUGGAACGAUUCAUGGCUUAAUUCCAAUCUAAAGUGUUGAUAGUGAGCAAUUUUCGACGAUAAGUACUACCGGCUUGCACCAUGGCGAAUCGUACCGUAAAGGAUGCAAAGAAUGUUCAUGGCACGAAUCCGCAAUAUUUGAUCGAAAAGAUUAUCCGCUCCCGCAUAUAUGAUUCCAAAUACUGGAAGGAGCAAUGUUUCGCCCUUACCGCCGAACUGUUAGUGGACAAAGCCAUGGAGUUACGAUUUGUCGGCGGUGUAUUUGGAGGAAACAUCAAACCAACGCCGUUCCUGUGUCUUACGCUCAAGAUGCUACAGAUCCAGCCGGAAAAGGACAUUGUGGUGGAGUUUAUAAAGAACGAAGAGUUCAAAUAUGUACGUGCGCUCGGUGCGUUCUAUUUACGGCUGACGGGUUCGUCGCUCGAUUGCUACAAGUAUCUGGAACCGCUCUAUAACGAUAAUAGAAAAUUGCGAAAGCAAAACCGGAUGGGUGCGUACGAGCUUAUCCACAUGGAUGAAUUCAUCGAUGAGCUGUUGAGAGAUGAGCGCGUGUGCGAUAUCAUUUUACCACGCAUCCAGAAGCGCCACGUGUUAGAGGAAAACAAUGAGUUGGAACCGAAAGUAUCCGCGUUGGAGGACGAUUUGGAUGAGGAGAUGCCGAGCGAAGAUGAGGGGAUUGAGGAGACGCCUGCCCAGCCGACGGUGAAGGAGAAAAAGGUUGAAGUGUCCAAAGUUAAGGGUAGCAACAAACGGAUAGAGCGUUCUGUUUCCCGAGAACGGCAACCGAUGGAACGGUAUCGUAACUACGACAGUGGUAAUUACCGUGAUCGUGACAAUGAUCGAGACAAAGACCGAGAACGCGAACGAGAGCGCGAUCGUGAAAGGGAUUUUGAUCGCGAUCGAGACCGGUACCGAGAGGUGGAUCGUCGUGACCGCCGAGAUCCAUACGGUGAACGUGAUCGCCUUAAGGAGCGCGAACUGCGAGACAGGGAGCGUGAAAGACACCGGCGCCACGAACGUCAGGAGGAACGGGAACGCGAACGACGCAGAGAGCGGGACAGGGAUCGCGAUCGCGAUCAUGACGAUAGGUCGCGUGCCCAUGAUCGAGAGCGACGAAGACGAUAGAUUGUGUGUGGGUGUGUGACGAUAAAAUAUAUGUACAACAAAAAAUCGCUGUACAGA